Owenia fusiformis is the source of this 2481-nucleotide messenger RNA. The record is from the annotation of a GenBank genome assembly. Lineage: Eukaryota; Metazoa; Annelida; Polychaeta; Sabellida; Oweniidae.
CGCAGAAAAAUGAUGUCUAAAAAGUAAAAAUUUUGUUUGACUCAAUUGUUUGUUUGACUAUUAUGUGUUAUUUCCAUGUAACUGAUGUAUUCAAAGACUAAGCUUAGAAGAACUUAGUCUAUCUACAGAAGCAGCCUUACAAUGGUGGGGGUUGAAAUGGAGCAGGGAGCAUUGUACUCUCCGGUGGUUGGGUUAAUCUAUGUGUUUAAUCUGAUUGUGGGGACAGGGGCACUAACAAUGCCUAAAGCACUUGGAGAAACUGGUUGGCUUUUAGGCCUGGUGCUGAUUAUUGCACUGGCAUUCAUGAGUUACAUGACUGUUACAUUUGUGGUUGAAUCGAUGGCCUCAGCAAAUGCAAUGAUUCGCUGGAAACAUUUGCAACGAAUGAAAAAGUCUGGGGAAAACAAAGCUGACUCUCUGAUGGUAGAUGACUUUACUGAUCAAAUUGUUGUACCAUCAGGUGCAAAUGAUAAAACACCAUUAUUAUCAGGGUCAACUGACAGCGCCCACUUCUAUGACAUCACACAGAAAAUAGAGAUGGGACAGAUGGCUCGCCUCUUUUUCAACAUUUGGGGCGUAAGACUGUUCUAUGUUGUUCUGGCAAUAUAUCUUUAUGGAGACCUUGCAAUAUACGCAGCAGCUGUACCAAAGUCACUCAGAGAUGUGGCAUGCACAUAUACUUUGUCCACCAACCAAACAAAUCAUUCCAAUAUAUUGCCUGAGAAUGCCCCCUGCUGGUCAGGUGCGGAACUAACCAGACUGAAUGCAUAUAGAAUAUUUGUAGCAGCAUUCACAUUCCUCCUGGGACCAUUCAUGUUUUUCAAUGUGCAGAAGACCAAAUACCUUCAAAUAUUUACAACUAUAAUGAGAUGGGCAGCAUUCCUGAUGAUGAUCAUAAUAGCAGCAAUACGCCUGAUUAAAGGUCAAGGUCAGGGCCAUCCCCCUGUUGCUAAUUUUACUGGUGUGCCAAACUUCUUUGGAGUUUGUGUCUACUCGUUCAUGUGCCAUCACUCUUUGCCUUCACUAGUGACACCUAUCAGGAACAAGUCAAAGCUGAAAGUUCUCUUUAGUGCUGACUAUAUACUCAUUCUAGGAUUUUACCUUCUCCUGUCAUACACUGGAAUUUUUGCGUUUAGCAAUAUAAAGGAUUUGUACACACUGAGUUUUAACACUGAUUCAGUCAUCAGUGUGAAGUUUAUACAGUAUUUCCUUGCUUUAUUUCCAGUUUUUACAUUAAGUACGAAUUUCCCAAUCAUUGGGAUUACACUGAGAGAAAAUAUCAAAAGUAUUUUUUACAGGGAUGGAAGAAAGUCAAGGUAUUUUUGUAUAGAUAGGUUAGUUUUCCCAAUUGUCACACUUCUUCCGCCUGUCAUUGUUGCAUUAAUCACAGAAGAUGUUGAAUUUUUGGUGGGGAUAACAGGCUCAUAUGCUGGCUCUGCAAUACAGUACAUAGUCCCAGCAGCUUUAGUCUAUUAUAGUCGUAGAGAUAUGAACUUGGCACUGGGCAGUGAGGUAAAAAACACUCAGAAAUCACCUUUUGCCAGUGUAUUUUGGGUAGGUUUUACACUCAUUUGGGCAUUAAGUUGUAUUUCUUUCGUAACUGUAAACCAUAUUAUCACUAAGAAAUAGCAAUCAACUGAACUAAUCUAUACAGAAUUUGAGAAACAUGGUAUUAUGGCACAUGCUUUCAAGCAAUAAGGUCAGAUAUCUUCUCAUCUGAACACUUUAGAAUUGAGCUAGAAUAUGUAUCAUGAAUACCCUUUCUGGAAGUUGCAUAUAAUCACCCUUCAACAUGGUUGCAAAUAACAGGUGGCACUAUAGAUAUGUGGCUUCUCCAAUACAUGUUCCUGUGGCUGUUCCAUGAUUACAAGUAAUGGAUCUAUUAGGCUAGUUCUGAACUGAUCCUUUCUGUAAAAUCAAUCAUUUUUCUCAUUAGCCUAUUGUAUCGUUGCAUUUUUUUACUUCGACAAGAUUGAUAACUUGUCUGCUCCAUUUUUUACCCUAGUCAGUGUAAUUUGAUAUGAGAAUUUCCAGUGCAUCCUUGGGGGCUAUAUUGUGGUCAAACUGUUGAGGGUUUUGAAAUGUUGAAGAGGUUUCUUGGUAUGAGAAUGUAGAACUGCAUAAAAUUACUAGUUUUUGGCCAUGUUAGGUAAAAUCUAGUGUGUAAAGUUUUGUCUGUUUUCAGCCAAAAAGGAGUGUUAUUUUUAAGUAAGAUAUAAGUGGGCAGGCAAUGAGGCAUUCUAAUUAAAGCCAAAACAUUAAUUUUUACAAAAAUUUAAGAGUGCAUUUGAAGGUCAUAAUCCCUGUGAAAAUUAUGAAACAAUUUUUAUCUAAUGUAUAAGUGACACCUUUUAGAAGGCUACCAUAAUAUGAACAUGUAUUGUAUUUUAUUUACAUUUCUUGUAAGAGCACCCUGUAUUGGUGUUCCACAAUAUUCUAAGUGCAAUAAAUAAAAAAUAAAUAUGAUCUAAAAAGAAAAAA